GAGGGCCGCCCCGAGCCCACACCCCCGCCGCCGAGCGUUCGCCUCCUUCGCCGAGAGCCGGCGCGGCGGCGGCCGCUCGCUCUCGGGCCGCUCCCCCCCCGCCAUGAAGGGCCGUCGGCGGUGGUGCUGGCGGGGGGAGCACCGCCGCUUGGCGCUGCUGCUGGCGCUCUACACGCUGCUGCUGCUGCUGCUGGUGCCCUACGUGCUGGACUACGGAGCCCGGCGGGCGCGGGCGGACGAGGAGCCGCUGCUGCGGCGCUGCCCCAGCCUGGAGGAGGCGCUGAGCGAGUGGGGCUGGGAGCAGCGCCCGCCGCCGCCCGGCGACGACGACGACGACGACGAGGAUGCGGCGGCGGCGGCGGGGAACGGCAGCGGGGCGGGCAAGCGGCACAUCUACCUGCACGCCACCUGGCGCACGGGCUCGUCCUUCCUGGGGGAGCUGUUCAACCAGCACCCCGACGUCUUCUACCUCUACGAGCCCAUGUGGCACCUGUGGCAGGCGCUGUACCCCGGCGACGCGCUCAGCCUGCAGGGCGCCCUGCGCGACAUGCUGCGCGCUCUCUUCCGCUGCGACUUCUCCGUGCUGCGCCUCUACGCCGCCCCCGCCGCCCCUCGCGACCCGCUGGGCGCUGCGCCGCCCGCCGCCAACCUGACCACGGCCGGCAUCUUCGGCUGGCGGACCAACAAGGUGAUCUGCUCGGCGCCGCUCUGCCCCGCCGCGCCGCGGCCGCGCCGCGAGAUCGGCCUGGUGGACGGCGCCGCCUGCGAGCAGCGCUGCCCGCCGCGGGCGCUGCGCGAGCUGGAGGCCGAGUGCCGCAAGUACCCGGUGGUGGUCAUCAAGGACGUGCGGCUGCUGGAGCUGGGCGCGCUGCUGCCGCUGCUGCGGGAGCCCGGCCUCAACCUGCGCGUGGUGCAGCUUUUCCGCGACCCGCGCGCCGUCCACAACUCGCGCCUGAAGGCCAAGCAGGCGCUGCUCCGCGAGAGCAUCCAGGUGCUGCGCAGCCGGCACCGCGCCGAGCCCCGCGGGCCGCCCCGCCCGCAGCAGCCUCCGCUCCCGCCCGGCCUGGGGCUGCUGGGCGCCGGGCGGGCCCCCGCGCAGCACCGCGCCGAGUUCUUCCUCGGCGGAGCGCUGGAGGUGAUCUGCCAGGCGUGGCUCCGCGACCUGCUGCUGGCCCGCCGCAACCCCGCCGCGCUGCGCCGCCGCUACACGCAGCUGCGCUACGAAGACCUGGUGCGGGAACCCCGCGCGCAGCUGCGCCGCCUGCUGCGCUUCGCCGGCCUGCCCGUGCCUCCCGCCAUGGAGGCCUUCGUGGUCAACAUGACCCGCGGCGCCGCCUACUCCUCCGAGCGGCCCUUCCUCAUCUCCGCCCGCGACGCGCGGGAGGCCGUACACGCCUGGAGGGAGCGCCUCAGCCGCCAGCAGGUGCGGCAGGUGGAGGCGGCGUGCGGCGAGGCCAUGAGUUUGCUCGCGUACCCGCUCAGCGCCGGGGAGCGGCGGUAGGGGAUGGAUGGAGAUCCUCCGGCAGCCAGCGAGGGGCGAGGUGGCCGUGUGCGGCGCGGCCGUCGGGCGGCAAGAUCUGAGCGUCUGCUCUGAAGGGGCGUUGGGG
Lagopus muta (rock ptarmigan) is the source of this 1607-nucleotide messenger RNA. RefSeq names its product carbohydrate sulfotransferase 7 (gene CHST7). NCBI's taxonomy places the organism in Eukaryota, Metazoa, Chordata, Aves, Galliformes, Phasianidae. Gene Ontology annotation, biological process: N-acetylglucosamine metabolic process; carbohydrate metabolic process. The coding region runs from base 104 to 1501 and encodes 465 amino acids. The record is from RefSeq and is a predicted model, not a curated record. Gene Ontology annotation, molecular function: chondroitin 6-sulfotransferase activity; N-acetylglucosamine 6-O-sulfotransferase activity. The transcript has a single exon. Gene Ontology annotation, cellular component: Golgi membrane.